Messenger RNA from Macadamia integrifolia, 2283 nucleotides. Its product is annotated as galacturonosyltransferase 8. The record is from RefSeq and is a predicted model, not a curated record. Gene Ontology annotation, molecular function: polygalacturonate 4-alpha-galacturonosyltransferase activity. The transcript is spliced from 3 exons. The coding region runs from base 135 to 1844 and encodes 569 amino acids. Lineage: Eukaryota; Viridiplantae; Streptophyta; Magnoliopsida; Proteales; Proteaceae.
ACGAUUGACACUUUCCAGUGAUAGAUGAGAUUUCAAGUUCUAAAAGCUAAGAGACACAGAAAGAGACCGGUAGUGUAGUGUGUAAACUCACUCCACUCUCUCAAUACCAAAAUCUCUUUCAGGGAACAAGAAAAAUGGCGAUUGCAAAGCUUCGAAGCGCUCGAGCGAUCUCAAAUGGAACCAAUGGAGUCCUGCGGAACUUAUUUUCCUACAGAUUCUUCAUCUCUACUGUCGCUAUGAUCUCGGUUUUUCUAUUUUCUGUUGUCUUUCUCUUCUCUUCUUCUUCGUUGAUAACCGAUUCAGUAGAUGUCAAGUUGGAUGUGGUUUCUUCUCGUUUUAAUGGCAUCCACUCUGUUCGGAGAUCCGUGCUUGCCGUGAAGUCUGAUCCCUUGAAACCGCGUGCGGAUCAGAUCCGGAAGCAAGCAGAUGACCACAGAUCUCUAGCCCUCGCUUAUGCUUCGUUUGCGCGAAAGUUGAAGCUCGAGAACUCGAAGCUUGUUAGGGUUUUUGCUGAUCUAACUCGUAAUUAUACAGAUCUGUUGUCCAGAUCGUCUUAUCGAUCUUUGUUUGUUUCCGAUGAUGUUUCAAUUGAUGAGUAUACGCUUCGCCAGUUCGAGAAGGAGGUCAAGGAACGGAUCAAGGUUACACGGCAAGUGAUUGCAGAAUCUAAAGAGUCUUUCGAUAACCAGCUGAAGAUUCAGAAGCUUAAAGACACUAUUUUUGCUGUCAACGAGCACCUCACCAAGGCUAAGAAACAAGGGGCUUUCUCGAGUUUGAUUGCUGCGAAAUCGAUUCCCAAGAGCUUGCAUUGCAUAACCAUGAGACUGAUGCAAGAGCGUAUUGAGCAUCCGGAGAAGUACUCUGAGGAAGGGAAGUUACCGCCGCCGGAACUGGAGGAUCCCAAUCUCUACCACUACGCUAUUUUCUCUGAUAACGUGGUUGCUGCUUCUGUUGUGGUUAAUUCGGCGGUAAAGAACUCGAAGGAGCCGUGGAAGCAUGUGUUCCAUGUUGUGACUGAUAAAAUGAAUCUUGGAGCAAUGCAGGUAAUGUUCAAGAUGAGAGAUUACAAUGGAGCUCACAUCGAGGUGAAAGCUAUUGAAGAUUACAAGUUCUUGAAUUCUUCUUAUGUUCCUGUUCUCCGUCAGCUUGAAUCUGCUAAUCUGCAAAGGUUUUAUUUCGAGAAUAAGCUCGAGAAUGCAACCAAGGACACAACGAACAUGAAAUUCAGGAAUCCCAAAUAUCUGUCUAUGCUGAAUCACGUGAGGUUCUAUUUGCCAGAGAUGUAUCCCAAGUUGCACAGGAUCUUGUUUUUGGAUGACGACGUGGUUGUUCAGAGGGAUCUUACUGGGUUGUGGUCGAUUGAUAUGGAUGGAAAGGUCAACGGAGCGGUUGAAACAUGUUUUGGGUCAUUCCAUCGGUAUGCUCAGUACAUGAAUUUCUCACAUCCUCUGAUCAAAGAGAAAUUUAAUCCCAAAGCGUGUGGAUGGGCGUAUGGUAUGAACUUCUUCGAUCUAGAUGCUUGGAGAAGGGAAAAGUGUACGGAACAGUAUCAUUACUGGCAGAAUCUGAAUGAGAAUAGAACAUUGUGGAAAUUGGGUACCCUGCCCCCAGGCCUGAUCACAUUUUAUUCUACUACCAAGCCUCUGGAAAAAUUUUGGCAUGUUCUUGGACUUGGGUAUAAUCCAAGCAUCGGCAUGGAAGAGAUCAGGAAUGCUGCUGUCAUACACUUCAAUGGGAACAUGAAACCAUGGCUUGAUAUUGCCAUGAACCAGUUCCGCCCUCUUUGGACAAGAUUUGUGGACUAUGACAACGAAUUUAUCCAGGCUUGCAAUUUUGGUCUCUGAAGGAAAUUGUUCAGGGUUCCUCCUAUGCUCUGAGCAUCAGAGAAUCAUGGAUAUGCCAAAUCAAUUCUCCCACAAGUAGUUAUUUUAUAAGGUCUGACGCAAUUGUUCAGACUGAUUUAAAUAUUUUUAUUCAUUGUGGUAGAUAUUAUAAGUCUCAAUCUUGUUAUUAUGUUCCACUGUCUUGUAUGAGGUUAGGGUUCUUUUGCUUUGCCCUUGUCUGUACAUUUCUUGAUCUGUACCCUAACUUUUGCCAAGGAUUGAUCAAGGUUGCUGGAUAGUAAGAGAGUACCUAGCUCUACUAUUCCAACAGGUCUGUUUGUUUCUUUAAAUUAUGAUUUAUUUCAUGAAGUAUGUGGUGAGGAAAUAGAAGGUGAUCUCCAACAGAUGAUGUUUAAUAGUGCUUUGUUUAAAUUUAAAUUCCAAUUGCAAUUUCUUGUGA